AUGGAGUUUGAAAAUUUGAAGAUGAACGAGAAAGAGAAAGAGACAUUAGAGGAAUUCUACAAUAAGCUUGUUCAGCUUGUUAAUCAAAUGAAGAGCUAUGAUGAUGACAUUCCCAACAAGAGAUUAAAUGAGAAGAUUUUAAUCUCUUUACCCUUUAAGUUCGAAUCCAAGAUUGCCGUAAUUGAAGACACUAAAGACAUCUCCACCAUAAAUGUUGAAGAAUUGACCGGCUCACUGAAGUCCAGUGAGCAAAAAUUGAAUCGACACUAUAAAAAAUCUAUUGACAGUGCUUUUCAAUCAAUGCUCGAUGUUGAUUCCAGAAGUAUAGAAAAAAGACCUCAAGAAUCAUCUAGAGGUGGAAGGUGUGGUAGAGGAAGAAAAAGAAAUUCAAGAGGAAGAGGUAGAGGAAGUUAUGAUCGAAAAAUUGAAGGUGACAACUCUCAAAAGAAGUUUAGAAUUUGUAAUAGGAGUAGCCAUGAAGAGAAGGAUUGUUGGUUCAAGGGGAAGCCACAAUGCCACAACUGUAAGAAGUUCGGCCACUUGAAGAAGGAUCGUCGCUUCAACUCCAACCAGCAAGCAAAUUACAUCGAGGAAAAAGAAGAUGAAGGCAACCUAUUUUUUGCAUGUCAAAGUGUAGCAGAACAAAAAAAUGAUCAAUGA
This is a messenger RNA of Elaeis guineensis (African oil palm), 660 nucleotides long. RefSeq lists its product as uncharacterized. NCBI's taxonomy places the organism in Eukaryota, Viridiplantae, Streptophyta, Magnoliopsida, Arecales, Arecaceae. The record is from RefSeq and is a predicted model, not a curated record. Gene Ontology annotation, molecular function: nucleic acid binding; zinc ion binding.